UCCUCAUUUGUUCGCCAUUCCAACUCUUCGAAUGCCGACAUCUGUCGUCGAUCCUUUGACACCGUCUCCGUUGAUCGACCAAAGAAACAAAUAAUUAACAAUGACAAAGCAAGAAUGAUAAAUGUCCGCCUGGUUGUCUGUGGGAAACGAUGGCGUCUGGUCCCGAACAACGAACUACCCGAUCGAAGGGCUGACCAAUGAAGUUGGCGGGGACAGCAGAGAAAUGAAUUCGCGUGGGGUGGUGCAAUGCAAGUCAUCGGGUCGAAAAGACUGCAAGACGGACAUUGCUGGGCUGCUUGUGACACUUGUCUGUUUUACUUCGUCUCUUCGUCUUUUGGCGGUCCGUGGCAGCGACGAUAAAAGAUCGGGGACUCGGGAGACCCCCGUAUCACUUACCGGCCAUUUGCUCCAGGUCUAUUCUCAGCUCGUUCUGAAGGAUAGGCUUUGGUGUUCUCUCGAACCACUUUGGACUGCUUGCGCUCCGGCAUUGGCAACGACUGCCGGUUGGACUGCAAUAGCCCCUUCAACUUGCAGGGCUUCUGCCGAUUUGCGUCUGCCCUCAGCUUGAGUCCCUUGUCGGUCCAGACUGGAUUUGUCCCAUCCCUGGUACCGUCCGUCAUCAUCAUCAUGCCGUCGCUUCGGUU
Molecule: messenger RNA, 644 nt
Organism: Sodiomyces alkalinus F11
Lineage: Eukaryota; Fungi; Ascomycota; Sordariomycetes; Glomerellales; Plectosphaerellaceae
Exons: 2
Coding region: 122-568 (148 amino acids)
Source: RefSeq, a predicted model, not a curated record